Xenia sp. Carnegie-2017 is the source of this 1586-nucleotide messenger RNA. RefSeq lists its product as uncharacterized. NCBI's taxonomy places the organism in Eukaryota, Metazoa, Cnidaria, Anthozoa, Malacalcyonacea, Xeniidae. The record is from RefSeq and is a predicted model, not a curated record. The transcript is spliced from 2 exons. The coding region runs from base 430 to 1422 and encodes 330 amino acids.
UUGAUGCAUGUUUACAUCUGUUUUACCAUUAAGAUUUUCUUGAAAAGUGUAAUAUGUGUCGUCAACGCUUGAAGAUAUUGCUCUUUGCACUGCUUUCUUUGACUCUGCUAAUUUCUUGCUACUUGUCAAUUUAUACUUCAAGGGGAGAAUUUAUUUCAAUACGCUCUGGUGAAUCUACGGUUAAAAUGCGCUUUUACUCUAUUCAUCAACGCAAAUAUAUUGAAGGAAUUGAUUUUAAUAUGUUGCAGAAAAUGAUAUCACAGACAAAGAAACAAAGUCUACGAGUUUAUAUCGCUAAAGACAGAAACUCUGGCAAAGAAAUAAUCAAAAUAGAAAAUACACCAAUAAAUUUUCCAAAGGUCAUUGAUGUCUUAAAUACAGAAAAACCGCCUGCUUCCAAAGAUAAAAAAAUAUGCAUACGUUCAUUACAUGUUCAACGACCAGCUAUCAAAAAAUACUCGAGCAUUCUUAAGUCUUUGUGCACAAGCAGGACGGAACAAAAGAUAUGUUGUUAAACCUUACGUUAGAGCAACUAAACUAAGUUCUGAUGACUCCUGGUAUAAAUUAGACGAUUAUUAUGAUGUUCAUCACAUGGAAGACUUACUUGUUGCCAGUAAUUAUGCUGGGUUGGUUAACAAAGAAGAAUAUAUACGUGAAUGUCCAACUGAAGAUCCUAAUCAUGUCAGUAUACAUUUUAUUGACAAUUCUGAAACAUCAAAAAAUUCCUUUAGGUCAAUGUUCAGAUUGAAAGCAGAUUAUGUGAGCAAAACGACAGCAAAUGCCCAACAACAUGGAUGGACAGAAUGUGACUUUCUUAAUAAAUUUAUCAGCCGCACCCCAGGUAGACAAUAUUGCGUCCACUCUGAGGUGGUAAGAGAAUGGGAAAAAAUAGAAGAAAUAAUAAAAGAAAAUAAAUGUCUUAACAUAUAUCAAUGGAGAGGAAUUGAUGGCGUUUCUCAUAGAUUAAAGUUCUCAGAAGAUGAUUUAAAAUACUCAUCCAUUGAUCUUACCUACGCUUUACGUUCUGGAAGUAGUGUCGAAAAUGAAGUGAAUGCUUUUGCUGGCAAGUUCCUUGGUGACAAAUACAUAGCUGUUUAUGUGAGAAGUGAAUUUAUGCUUCGAAGAGGAGACAUGGAUUAUUUACAAAAAUGCGUGAACUUGGUCCUUCAGGUUUUAAGUGCUGUAAAAGAGCAUAUAAAAUUAUCUCAAGAAUUCGUAGCAACUGAUAUGGGAAAGUUUGGCUCUGGAUGGUUGGUCAGGUAUAGAAAGGAGAAAAAGUUGAAUGAAAAUGUUUUCAACGAUCUGAUUGAUUAUAUAAUUAGGGAAUCAAAAGGUAUUUCAUUCAUUCCAUCGUCGGACUCAUUAGAUCGAGGUGUAAUAGCCCUCACCAACAUGAAUCUUGUUAGUCGUGCUCGACAUUGAAUUAUUGCAGGGACUGGUACAUUUCAACAGUGGAUCUCAGCAAAGUUUUUAGACAAUCGAAGAUAUGAUCGUGAUGAGCGGUCCAAAAUAACUGUGUGUAAUUAAUGUUUCAUAAACAUUUAAAAAAUAUUUCUUUGCUUAGAUGCUGAUUUAGAAUUUUUCAA